AUGCUUCUCUCUACCCGCAUUGUCACUGCGCUGAUGGCAGCCAUGCCGUUGGCUGCCGCCAUGCCACAGCAGCCUGGCGGCGAGUUCUGCGCGACCGACCCCGGCGAGGAAGCUCUCAAAGUCCAUCGGCAGAUGCUCGCGGGCGAUGCUUCCGUCGUAGAGAAGAUUGAAGCCGGUAAAGCCAACCUCAUGGAAGCUGUGGGCCUUCCUGGGGCUUCUGCCAAAGGCAGACCUUCAAGCAGUGCCGCUAAUGGAGCGGCCAUGAACUUCAACACCUACGUGCACAUUAUCCAGAGCGCUUCCGGUACUUCUCCUUCCAAUGGUUACAUCUCGAAGCAGCAGAUUGAUGCGCAGAUGAGGGUCCUCAACCAAGAGUACGCCUUGGCCAACGUGAGCUUCAACCACGUCAACACCUCGUACACGGUCAACAGCAAGUGGGCCAACGCCGUGUACCCCGGCGACGACGUGCAGACUGAGAUGAAGUCGCGGCUGCGCGUCGGCGGCCGCCUCGACCUGAACCUCUUCUACAUCCCGACCUGGCGCGGCAGCGGUGUCUGCCGCUUCCCCUUCUGGAUCGGCGAGAACGACGAGAACCUCCACAUUGACGGCUGCAUGCAGUCGAGCGACUCGUUCCCCGACGGCAGCCAGAACCACCGGGGCUUCCUGACGGUGCACGAGGUCGGCCACUGGAUGGGCUUGCUGCACACCUUCCAGGGCGGCUGCAGCGACGUCGAGGGCGACUUUGUCGCCGACACACCGGCCGAGAAGGGCCCCAACUGGUCGAGCGCCGGGUGCCCGGCCGAUCUCGACACCUGCCCGGACCUGCCUGGUCUUGACCCCAUCGAGAACCACAUGGACUAUUCGCAUGAAUCUUGCAAGACUGGCUUCACUGCAGGUCAGGCCAAGAGAAUACGCGACAUGGUUCUGAUGUACCGCUAUGCCAACAAUUAG
This is a messenger RNA of Akanthomyces muscarius, 951 nucleotides long. RefSeq lists its product as uncharacterized. The transcript has 3 exons. Gene Ontology annotation, molecular function: metallopeptidase activity. The coding region runs from base 1 to 951 and encodes 316 amino acids. NCBI's taxonomy places the organism in Eukaryota, Fungi, Ascomycota, Sordariomycetes, Hypocreales, Cordycipitaceae. The record is from RefSeq and is a predicted model, not a curated record.